UAACUUGAAUUACAUUAGCCUGAGAUUUUUCAAGUUGUAAUCCAUUCUGACACAGUCUAUCUAUGCAUGGUCGGAGACACUCAGAAACAAUCUGAUGGCUCUAGGGUGGGGUUUUUAUACAAAGUUGAGCCAUUGCUUUCAUCUGUGUUCAUGUUUUAAAUACUUUAGUUAUAGUUGAUACAAGCUAUGUACCUAUCGCUUUUACCGUAUAAGCUGAACACAUAAAUUAUAAGUUCCGGUCAGGCUUAGUUACGGCAGUAAAAGUUGGAAAUCGCUUCUUUCCUCUCCCUUUUUUUUUUCUUUUUUUACAAAAAUGAUAAGUUUCUUGUUGUUUUUCGUAAGGAUUAAUUUGGUGUUUCGAUCUAGGCGAGGCACAAAAAUGCGGACGCACAUCUAUCAUACAACCAGGCUUUUCCAGGGGAGGGGCGGGGGGCUGUUUCCUUGGGGUUCCAGAAUUAACAGGGCAUGGCCUCAAAAUGUUGAAAUUUGAGAAUUGGAACCUAAUUAAAAACUACUAUAACAAAAAAACUAGCGAUUUCACAAGUAGAACUUGCAACGAGGUGUCUGUCCAGAGUGUUUUCCUUUAUUCCUGCCCUAAAAUUCACAACCUUUUGUUUCUGCUUCUCCAAAGUGAACGUUUCUAGCAACCCAAUUCACCCUCCUAAAUUCGCCACUGUGAAUGCCUUGGUGGUCAUUUAUCUCUAUAAUGAUUCCCAUAUCAGACGGGAAGUUAUCGAUGCAGAGAAAGAAUGAAAAACACUUAAGGGUCAGAAGACUAUAGUGGUCGACUACGUAGGCAGGUCGUCUAGUAGUUUUAUAAAUAAACUCGUUUUGAUUUCGAGGAAUAACACGUACUCAUUUUCACAUUAUUUCAUACCGCCUCCAAAAAAACACCAGGAAAAACAGUAAAUUAAAGUAGACAAAUUUGUAUUAUAGAGUUUUUAAACAGUGAAAUUCCGGUCAAUUCCUCCAGCUCAACCGAGCAUAGAAACGACCUUUCCUACCAGGCGAACUGCACGCGAGCCACUGUCUAAUAAUGUCUAUAUUAACAUAUGAAUCAAGUGCUUAUCAGAAUAGAUCACAAGGGACGUCAUGCGAAGCCCUAACUGAAUAUCCGACCCCAAGGUGGUAUACUUGAUUGAUGACUCGAUAUUGAGGUUUGCAAAAAUCAAAAUAAGUCGGUAAUAAACUGCGUGAUUCUGCAAUUUUUCAGCAGUGAGAUGUGAUCGCAUUGCGGAACACAAUUUCCUUUGUCCAAGAAACAGCAAUGUGGUACUGGAUCUUAGCAUGGUUCUUAACCAUUGUCACAACUAUUGGAAACGGACUUGUGAUUUACUUAAUCUUCACCAUUCGUCGAUUGCAAACUGUAGCCAACUGGUCUGUACUGUCUCUGGCCGUAGCUGAUCUGUUCGUUGGACUGACCUUCUUCCCUCUUCAAUUCGCUUUGAACAUAGACCAGUUGAAUGACCCUCCCAAGAGCCUUAGGCCGUUUUUCUUGGUCUCCCGCACGUUUCUUUACUUCUCGGCCGCAAACCUUUUCGUAAUGAUCUUGGAUCGCUACGUUGCUAUCGUUCAUCCGCUGAGAUAUCUCUCGUUUAUGACUUCAAGAGUGAUUAAAAUUGCCAUUGCCCUGGCGUGGAUUUCACCAAUCCUGCUGUUUACUGUGCCAUAUUUUCUGGAAAAUAAAAGCGAACUCCUCCUGAUUUUCAGGGUCGGCAUUUUCCAAGUUGUUCCCAUCCUAGUAUUUAUUUUUGUCGCAGCUCGAAUAUUCUUUAUCAUGCGGAGGAUUUCGAAGAGGACGUCAAGGAUUUUUGCUCAACUUCGUUUCAACCACGACGCGCCCAAGACAUCUUCCUCUGUAACUGAGUCUACCCUUGAUAGCAGAGCAGCCGCCAAAAUGACAGUGGCAAUUGUGUUUUUCUUCAUCGUUUGUUACGUCUUCGAGAACUACAAAUGUUUCUGCUAUGUGUUCGAUAUGUGCAGGCCAACUGCAACUCUUGUAGAAGCAGUUGACAUUCUCUUUGUUAUUAAUUCGGCCGCCAAUCCGAUAGCAUACGCUUUCCUCAAGAGAGAUGUAAAACUUGUCUUACAGCGUAUGCUGGUGAGUCGUAAAAUACACGUCCAAAGUGGAGCAGAAAUGUCCAGUGCAUCAGGGCAAGAAACGAAACGUUCGGUUGAAUCCUUGUGAUUGUAGUUGCUUCUAUUGUAUUUGGACAGAGCUAAGAUUUGACAGUUUUGUGUCCGACUUGCAACUUAAAUUGUUGCAAUGAGAGCCUUACUGCCGUGCAACGACCUGUAAUUUUGUAGUGGACAAUAUAUUUUGAAAUUAAUCUUUAAUUUAUGACUUGUGAUAAGAGACGAUGAUCUAUCGUAUCUUGAUUGUACAUAAUAGUUUGAAAAAUUCAAUUGAAAAAGGAACUGAAGAGAUCAAGGGUGCUUCAAGCUGUAUAUACUCAUUCGACAAUCCCUGCGGGACAAAUAAACACUGGCUUGUAA
Orbicella faveolata is the source of this 2496-nucleotide messenger RNA. Its product is annotated as putative G protein-coupled receptor No18. Gene Ontology annotation, biological process: G protein-coupled receptor signaling pathway. Gene Ontology annotation, molecular function: G protein-coupled receptor activity. Gene Ontology annotation, cellular component: plasma membrane. Lineage: Eukaryota; Metazoa; Cnidaria; Anthozoa; Scleractinia; Merulinidae. The record is from RefSeq and is a predicted model, not a curated record.